AUGCCGGCCACCUCCAAGCCGCACGUCGUGUGCCUCGGCGAGCCCAGGUUCGUGGGCGCCGACUACCUCGCCGACUUCACUCAGGACUUUGACUUUUCCGUCCUCGACGCGACCACCCACGACGAGACCAAGGCCAGACUGCCGGAGCUCAUCGCCAAGAAGGGCCCCGUGGACGCCUUUGUCAUCCGCAUGGGCACCCCGCCCUACGAGCCCUUCUCAGAAGAACUGCUCGCACCUCUACUGCCGUCCUGCAAGAUCAUCACCUCCGCGUCAGCCGGGUUCAACGAAUUCCCCGUAGAGUGGCUCGGCGGCAAGGGCAUCGUCUUCACCAACACGGUCGACGCGGUGGCCGAGGCGACCGCCGACAUGGCCAUGUUCCUCACCAUUGCGACCCUGAGGAACACCUCGGCCGCGGAGCGCAGCGUCCGCGCGGGCACGUGGAAGGCCGCGCCGGGGCUCGUGCCCGCGCGUGACCCGUCCGGUCUGACGCUGGGCAUUGUCGGCAUGGGCGCGAUCGGCAAGUACCUCGCCAAGAAAGCGCUCGCCUUCAACAUGAAAAUCAAGUACUACAACCGGCGCCAGCUCUCCCCCGAUCUCGAGUCGAGAUACAGCGCCACAUACUGUGCCUCGCUCCACGAACUCCUCUCCUCGUCCGACGUCGUCUCCAUCAACUGCCCCCUCAAUGCCGAGACGACGGGCAUGAUCAGCACGGCCGAGUUCGCCGCCAUGAAGGACGGCGUCUUCUUCGUCAACACGGCGCGCGGGGCCGUCGUCGACGAGGCCGCGCUCCAGCACGCGCUCGACUCUGGAAAAGUGUGCCGCGCGGGGCUGGACGUGCUGUGCGACGAGCCGAAUGUGGACAAGUGGUUCCUGGACGAGGCGCAGCGGGACAAGGUCGUCCUGCAGCCGCACCUGGGCGGACUGACGGACAUGGCGUUCCAGAGGGCCGAGAGGGAGUGCUUUGAGAACAUCAAGGCGUUUUUUGCGAAGGGGGAGGCGAACAGCCCGGUGAAUCUGCAGUAUUUCAAGAAAUAG
Messenger RNA from Microdochium trichocladiopsis, 1035 nucleotides. RefSeq lists its product as uncharacterized. Bases 1 to 1035 code for a protein of 344 amino acids. The record is from RefSeq and is a predicted model, not a curated record. The transcript is spliced from 2 exons. Gene Ontology annotation, molecular function: glyoxylate reductase (NADPH) activity; NAD binding; hydroxypyruvate reductase [NAD(P)H] activity. Gene Ontology annotation, cellular component: cytosol. NCBI's taxonomy places the organism in Eukaryota, Fungi, Ascomycota, Sordariomycetes, Xylariales, Microdochiaceae.